AUGAUGCUGCUGAAGGUCCUCCAGAGCGUUCUGCUCGUCUGUGUGACGGCCGGCGAGGACUUUGACUGGACCAAGAACGAGAAGACGUCCUUCUACUACGCCACCUUCCCCACAGGUGAGACCGCGGCGACCACGACGACGACAGGUACGCCGUGAAAACCCGCUGACCUCUGACCUCCUCCGCAGGUUUCUCCUGGGGCGCCGGCAGCUCCGCCUAUCAGACCGAAGGAGCGUGGAACGUCGACGGGAAAGGAGCGAGCAUCUGGGACGCCUUCGCUCACAAGGCGGGAAAAAUCUUCCUGAACGGGACGGGAGACGCCUCCUGUGAGGGGUACUACAAAUUUAAGGUGAGGAGGAGGAGGAGGAGGAGGAGAGGAGAGGAGGAGAGAGGGAGAGAGGGAGGAGAGAGGGAGAGAGGGAGGAGAGAGGGAGAGAGGGAGGAGAGAGGGGAGGAGGAGGAGAGAGGGAGAAGGAGAGGAGAGGAGGAGACGCCUCCUGUGAGGGGUACUACAAAUUCAAGGUGAGGAGGAGGAGGAGGAGGAGCGGGAGGAGGGGGAGAGAGGGAGGAGGAGGAGGAGGAGGUGUGGGAGGAGGGGGAGAGAGGGAGGAGGAGGAGCAGGGGGAGAGAGGGAGAAGGAAGAGGAGGAGACGCCUCCUGUGAGGGGUACUACAAAUUCAAGGUGAGGAGGAGGAGAGGAGGAGGUGCAGGAGGAGGGGGAGAGAGGGAGGAGGAGGAGGAGGAGGUGUGGGAGGAGGGGGAGAGAGGGAGGAGGAGGAGCAGGGGGAGAGAGGGAGAAGGAAGAGGAGGAGACGCCUCCUGUGAGGGUUACUACAGAUUUAAGGUGAGGAGGAGGAGGAGGAGGUGCAGGAGGAGGAGAGGGAGGAGGAGGAGGAGACGCCUCCUGUGAGGGGUACUACAGAUUUAAGGUGAGGAGGAGGAGGAGGAGCAGGAGGAGGAGGAGAGAGGGAGAAGGAGGAGGAGACGCCUCCUGUGAGGGGUACUACAGAUUUAAGGUGAGGAGGAGGAGGAGCGGGAGAGAGGGAGGAGGAGAGGAGGAGAGAGGGAGAAGGAGAGGAGAGGAGGAGACGCCUCCUGUGAGGGGUACUACAAAUUUAAGGUGAGGAGGAGGAGGAGGAGGAGCGGGAGGGGGGAGGAGGAGGAGACAGGGAGGAGGAGGAGGAGAGGAGGAGAGGAAGGAGGAGGAGGAGACGGGGGGGAGGAGGAGGAGAGGAGGAGACAAGGAGGAGGAGGAGGAGAGGAGGAGACGCCUCCUGUGAGGGGUACUACAAAUUUAAGGUGAGGAGGAGGAGGAGGAGGAGCGGGAGGGGGGAGGAGGAGGAGAGGAGGAGAGGAAGGAGGAGGAGGAGACGGGGGGGAGGAGGAGGAGAGGAGGAGACAAGGAGGAGGAGGAGGACAGGAGGAGACGCCUCCUGUGAGGGGUACUACAAAUUUAAGGUGAGGAGGAGGAGGAGGAGGAGCGGGAGGAGGGGGAGGAGAGAGGGGGAGGAGGAGAGGAGAGGAGGAGACGCCUCCUGUGAGGGGUACUACAAAUUUAAGGUGAGGAGGAGGAGAGGAGGAGGAGGAGGAGGAGGAGACGCCUCCUGUGAGGGGUACUACAAAUUUAAGGUGAGGAGGAGGUGCGGGAGGAGGGGGAGGAGGGGGAGGAGGAGAGAGGGAGGAGGAGGAGGAGAGAGGGGGGAGGAGGAGGAGGAGAGAGGGAGAAGGAGAGGAGAGGAGGAGAGAGGGAGGAGGAGAGGGAGAAGGAGAGGAGAGGAGGAGAGGAGGAGAUGCCUCCUGUGAGGGGUACUACAAAUUUAAGGUGAGGAGGAGGAGAGGAGGAGGAGGAGGAGGAGGAGACGCCUCCUGUGAGGGGUACUACAAAUUUAAGGUGAGGAGGAGGAGAGGAGGAGGAGGAGAGAGGGAGGAGAGAGGGAGGAAGGGAGAGAGGGAGGAGGGGAGGAGAGGGAGAAGGAGAGGAGAGGAGGAGAUGCCUCCUGUGAGGAGUACUACAAAUUUAAGGUGAGGAGGAGGAGAGGAGGAGGAGCGGGAGGAGGAGGAAAUGGGAGGAGGAGGAACAGGAGGAGGAGAGGAGGGGACGAGGAGGAGCGGGAGGAGGAGGAAAUGGGAGGAGGAGGAACAGGAGGAGGAGGAGAGGAGGAGGAGAGGAGGAGGAGGAAAGUGGAGGAGGAGAGGAGGAACAGGAGGAGGAGGAGAGGAGGAACAGGAGGAGGAGGAGAGGAAGAACAGGAGGAGGAGGAGAGGAGGAACGGGAGGAGGAGGAGAGGAGGAACAGGAGGUGGAGGAGAGGAAGAACAGGAGGAGGAGAGGAGGAGCGGGAGGAGGAGGAGAGGAAGAACAGGAGGAGGAGGAGAGGAGGAACGGGAGGAGGAGGAGAGGAGGAACAGGAGGUGGAGGAGAGGAAGAACAGGAGGAGGAGAGGAGGAGCGGGAGGAGGAGGCUAUAAACUCCAAAAGAAAAAGUUCAAAGUUGAACCAAAACUUUCGAUCAAAUACAGUCAAAAACCUCCUCUUCCUCUCCUCCUCUCCUGUCCUCCUGCUCCUCCUCUUCCUCUCCUCCUCUCCUGUUCCUCUUUCUGCUCCUCUUCUCUCCUCAUUCUUCCUCUUUCUAUCUUUUCUCUGUCGUUCCCAUAGACUGUAUCUAGAACAGACACCGUCUGUCUUCUCCUCUCUCUGAGAACAGCGCCCUCUGGUGACGGGCUGCAGUAUAGGUCCUAAACCCCGCCUCCUUAUGGAGCUGUGGACAAACUUUAUAAAUGAAUGACACAGAAUAUAAAUGUUUCUCCCCCCUGGUUGUGAUGUUGACAUGUAGUUACUGUCAGACUGGUUUGUGCUCAAGUCCUCUUUUUUCUGUACAGCUCCAUUUUAAAAGUUAUUAGGGGGUUCAUGUUUGCUAUGAUUGACACCUGAUACAGCCAAUGGGAGGACAGAGAUUGAGUAGAUCACCGGGGGAUACGCUGUUUGAGCCGAGCGUCAUCACAGAGACUCUCCUGCUGAAUAAGAACAACGUUUCUGAACAAUGUUGGUUUGAGGAAGUGGAGAAAAAACUUUUCAGCUUCAGAUCUUUAAACUGGAGGAACAGAGGAGUCCAGAGGAGAGACAGUCUGUGGUCGUUCCUCCUCUCUUAUCUUUGAAAGGACAAUGUAGACCUCCUCCUGCUCCUCUCCUCCUCUCUCUUCUCCUCUCUCCUCCUCCCUCCUCGUUUCUCCUCCUCUCUCCUCCUUGUUCCUGACUCGUUCCUCCUCUCUUGUCUCUGACAGGACGACGUGAACCUGAUGAAGGACAUGAAGUUGAAUCAUUACCGUUUCUCCUCCCCUCUCCUCCUCUCUCUUCUCUCCUCCUCUCCUCUCUCUUCUCUCCUCUCUCCUCGUUUCUCCUCCUCUCUCCUCCUUGUUCCUGACUCGUUCCUCCUCUCUUGUCUCUGACAGGACGACGUGAACCUGAUGAAGGACAUGAAGUUGAAUCAUUACCGUUUCUCCUCCUCUCUCUCCUCCUCUCUCCUCCUCUCCUCCUCUCUCUUCUCUCCUCUCUCCUCCUCUCUCCUUGUUUCUCCUCCUCUCUCCUCCUCUCUCCUCCUCGUUUCUCCUCCUUGUUCCUGACUUGUUCCUCCUCUCUUGUCUCUGACAGGACGACGUGAACCUGAUGAAGGACAUGAAGUUGAAUCAUUACCGUUUCUCCAUCUCCUGGCCGAGGCUCCUCCCCACUGGACUAAAAAGUAACCCGGUUUUUCAGACCCGGACUCUGGGUUCUUGUGGACCGUCUCUGGUUCUGGUUUGUUUGACAUGGUUCUGACUGUUUUUGUUUUUGUUCAGGUGAGCGGAUCAAUGAGAAAGGGAUCAAAUAUUAUGAUGAUCUGAUCAACCUGCUGCUGGACAACAAGAUCACACCUGUGGUUACCCUGUACCACUGGGAUCUACCUCAGGUCAGAACUUUCUCCAUGGGUCUGGCUCGGUCUAAUUCCUGGACACUAAGACUGUUUUCCUCCUCAGGUCUUACAGGAGAAAUAUGGCGGCUGGCAGAACGUCUCCAUGGUUACCUACUUCAACGAUUUCGCCAACCUUUGCUUUGAGAGGUUUGGAAACCGAGUCAAAUACUGGAUCACCUUCAACAACCCCUGGGUACGUGACCGAAGCGGGCCGACGGUGCGUUCACUGUCCUGUAGGAAAACAGAGCUUUCAGCUGAAUGUGUGUGUGUGUGUGUGUGUGUGUGUGUGUGUGUGUGUGUGUGUGUGUGUGUGUGUGAGUGUGUGUGUUUUCAGUCUGUCGCAGUGGAGGGCUACGAGACAGGUGAACACGCACCUGGACUGAAGCUGAGGGGAGCAGGAGCCUACAGAGCAGCUCACCACAUCAUCAAGGUAAACCCGGGUCUGGGUUUUUACAGGACCCACUCAGGCCGGGUCUUCUGGGCAGUUCUGGACCAACAAAGACUUUGGCAGUGACUGAAUGACCCGACACUGUGACCCCGUCCAGAACUUUUUACCCCUUUAUUACGAUUAUAAUGAUGAUGAUGAUGAUUAUUGGUAUUAUUAUCGUUAUUAUUAUUAUUAUUAUUAUUAUUAUUAUUGUCGUUAUUAUUAUUAUUAUUAUUAUUAUUAUUAUUAUUAUUAUUAUUAUUAUUAUUAUCGUUAUUAUUAUUAUUAUUAUCGUUAUUAUCGUUAUUAUUAUUGUUAUUGUCGUUAUUAUUAUUAUUAUUAUUAUUACUAUUAUUAUUAUUAUUAUUGUCGUUAUUAUUAUUGUUAUCAUUAUUAUUAUUAUUAUUAUUAUUAUUAUUAUUAUUAUUAUUAUUAUUAUUAUCGUUAUUAUUAUUUUUAUUAUUAUCGUUAUUAUUAUUAUUAUCGUUAUUAUUAUUGUUAUUAUUAUUAUUAUUAUUAUUAUCGUUAUUAUAAUUAUUAUUGUUAUUAUUAUCGUUAUUAUUAUUAUUGUUUUUAUUGUUUUCAUUACACACUGACUCUUCUUAUUGUUCCAGUGACUAAAUCUCUGACUCUCCUUAUUGAUCGUUGAUAUGUUUGAAUAUUUGAUCUUCUCUGUUUGUCAAACAGGCGCACGCCAAAGUCUGGCACACGUAUGACACUCAGUGGCGGAGCAAACAGAAAGGUGAGAGAGACGCUGAUAGACUUUAGUUCUUGUGUCUUCAGAGGAAAAGGUUCUGAGUCUCUGAGUUUGGGUCGGUGUGUCUGCAGGUCUGGUCGGGAUCUCGCUAACAGCUGAUUGGGGGGAACCGGUGGACAUCACCAACCAGAGGGACAUCGAAGCAGCAGAGAGAUACAUCCAGUUCUACCUGGGAUGGUUCGCCACGCCCAUCUUCAACGGGGAUUACCCGCAGGUCAUGAAAGAUUACAUUGGUACGUCGGAGUUUAACCGGCUCUGAGUUCUCUGGGUCAUAGUUCUGGACUCAGUUAGGGUUUGGACCGAUCAUGUUCAGAGUAACAAUUAAUUAUUAUUAUUAUUAUUAUUAAAACAAUAAUAAUAAUAAUAAUUAUUAUUAUUAUAAUAACAAUAAUAAUAAUAAUAAUAAUAAUAAUAAUAAUUAUUAUUAUUAUUAUUAUUAUUAUUAUUAUUAUUAUUAUUAUUAUUAUUAUAACAAUAAUAAUAAUAAUAAUAAUAAUAAUAAUAAUAAUGAUAAUAUAAUAAUAACAAUAAUAAUAACAACAAUAAUAAUAAUAAUAACAAUAAUAAUAAUAAUGAUAAUAAUGAUAAUAAUUACAAUAAUAAUAAUAAUAAUUACAAUAAUAACAAUAAUAAUAAUAACAAUAACAAUAAUAACAAUAAUAAUAAUGAUAAUAAUGAUAAUAAUUACAAUAAUAAUAAUAAUUACAAUAAUAAUAAUAACAAUAACAAUAAUAACAAUAAUAAUAAUAAUGAUAAUAAUGAUAAUAAUUACAAUAAUAAUAAUAAUUACAAUAAUAACAAUAAUAAUAAUAAUAAUAACAAUAAUAAUAAUAAUGAUAAUAAUUACAAUAAUAAUAAUAAUAAUAAUAACAAUAAUAAUAAUAAUGAUAAUAAUGAUAAUAAUUACAAUAAUAAUAAUAAUAAUUACAAUAAUAACAAUAACAAUAAUGACAAUAACAAUCAUAAAAAGGUUAUCAUUUAUCAGAGAGAUCUUCAUGAACCCAGUCCUCUGUGUAACACAGAUUCUGCUAAAGUGAAAUAAAGGUGAACGUCUGCAGUGAGACGCAGACUCACUGAUGAAUGACAGUAAAUCGUUCUCAUCUUCAGGUCGGGUCUCAAUAAUUCAUGUCAGAUUUAGUUUCUGUAAAAACCUGAGAGGGUUUUUUAAAACACUCUUGUCGUCUGGAUGAUUGAGUGUAUCUUGUGUUUUUUGUGUAUUUGUUGUUUUUGUUGUUCAGGCAGGAAGAGCGGUCAGCAGGGUCUGGGAGCUUCUCGGCUGCCUGUCUUCUCGCCUCAGGAGAAGACUUAUAUAAAGGGGACAUGUGACUUCCUGGGUCUCGGACACUUCACCACUCGCUACGUCACCCUGAAGAAUUACCCGUCCGGCGCCGGAGACAGCUACUUCACAGACCGAGACCUGGUGGAGCUCGUCGACCCACAUUGGCCUGAUCCUGGUUCUGAAUGGCUCUACUCUGUCCCCUGGGGCUUCAGACGCUUAUUGAACUUUGUCAAGGUACUGACCCAAAACUGACCCAAUAUAGUAUAAUAAUAUAUAAUAUAAUAUAACAUAACAUAACGUAAUAUAAUAUAAUACAACACUAUAUCAUAUUAUAUUAUAUUAUAUUGUAUUAUAUUAUAUUAUAUUAUAUUGUAUUAUAUUAUAUUAUAUUAUAUUAUAUUAUAUUGUAUUAUAUUAUAUUAUAUUAUAUUAUAUUAUAUUAUAUUAUAUUGUAUUAUAUUAUAUUGUAUUAUAUUAUAUUAUAUUAUAUUAUAUUAUAUUAUAUUGUAUUAUAUUAUAUUAUAUUAUAUUAUAUUAUAUUGUAUUAUAUUAUAUUAUAUUGUAUUAUAUUAUAUUAUAUUAUAUUAUAUUGUAUUAUAUUAUAUUAUAUUAUAUUAUAUUAUAUUGUAUUAUAUUAUAUUAUAUUAUAUGAUAUUAUAUUAUAUUGUAUUAUAUUAUAUUGUAUUGUAUUAUAUUAUAUUAUAUUAUAUUAUAUUGUAUUAUAUUAUAUUAGAUUAUAUUAUAUUAUAUUUUAUUAUAUUAUAUUAUAUUAUAUUAUAUUAUAUUAUAUUGUAUUAUAUUAUAUUAUAUUAUAUUAUAUUAUAUUGUAUUAUAUUAUAUUAUAUUAUAUUAUAUUAUAUUAUAUUAUGUAUAAAUCCUAAAAAGAGACUCUGGUUUGAUUCCGACUGUUUUAAUAAUCCAGACCUGAUGUCAAAGAUCCGUACUUUAAGACGAUAAAAACAGGACUGGACCGGUUUAGUGCUGCUAUGACAGGUCUAACGUGGUCCACCAGAAACCCAGCAGGGGUCAGGGUUUGUCUGCUGGACCCCGAUUAUCAGGACUUCAGAUUUACUGAAGGACUCACCAAAGGAGUCCCCUUUAUGCGCCCCAGGGGGACGCAUGUAGAAAACAAACAGACCCAGAAAUGACCCCUGGGGGACACCGUACUCAACCAAGGAAUAUGAAGACAUGGUUCUUUACAGCAACACAAAACUGGAUCCAGAUCCGGUUUCUUCAACAGGGGGGUCACAUACAGGGUCCAGGGACCUGGAGUACCUGGACCAAAACCUGAGACCAGCUGGUGGACGCUCAUGUGGACCAAAGUUCUGAUUGUUUAAUAUUAUGAAUGUUUGUACAUGGAUGUGACAGUCCAAGCUUGUUGUUAUCAGAGUGAAUGUAAAACCCGGUCUCUCUCACAGACUCAGUACGGGAACCCGAUGAUCUACGUGACGGAGAACGGCGUUUCUGAAAAGGUUCUCUGUACAGACCUGUGCGACGACUGGAGGAUGCAGUACUUCAGAGAGUACAUCAACGAACUGCUCAAAGGUUAAAAAAAAACAAACAGGAUCAUAUCGAAUAUUGGAGUCUGAGUUCGUCCUGAUUUAUGGGACUAAAAACAGGAUCUGACUUUUGUCUCUGUUGACUUCACAGCGGUUAAAGAUGGCGUGAACGUGAAGGGUUACACGGCCUGGUCUCUCCUGGAUAACUUCGAGUGGGAUGAAGGUUACUCUGAGCGGUUUGGACUUUACUACGUGGACUUCAGGAACAAAAAUAAACCACGGUACCCGAAGGCCUCAGUGCAGUUCUACAAACGGAUCAUCAGCUCAAACGGAUUCCCCAAUCAGAGAGAGGUAGAGACGCCGUUCCUGUGAAAUCCUCGGACUGUUCAGAGUCGGUCCGAUCAUCACGAGUUUGUUGUUGUUUUGUGAUUCCAGGUGGAAAGUUGGAAGAGGAAAUCUGUGGAGACGUGUUCCACCAGUAACCAGCUCCUGGCUGCAGGUGAGUCCAGACUAAUGUUGGAGGCGUAGGUUCUGUUGAGGCGGUCGGGGUCAAACAAAGAAAAAUUCUGUGUUCAGCUUCUUCUUCUUCUCUAACAGAGUUUUUCUUUGUUUGCCCCCCCAGCUAGAAGACAGUCCCUGCAGGGAAAUCACGAACAUGCAGGGAAGUCUUGGCCUGUGCAUGAUGAAGUUUAGGUACUAAAGUGGAUCUUUGACAAAAACAGCUGAAGGUCCAACAGGUCAUGUGAUCUCUGUUUACAGAUGUGAUCAUCCAAAUGUGGAUCCAGGACUCCUGGGUCUGGAUUUUAGUCUAAGAAGGGUUCUGGUUUCUGUUGAUCUUGUUUACAGUGAAACUGAGACAAAGUAAAACCUCUGUGUCACAGGAAGUCAGUGUGACGCCUCAGCAUCACUUCCUGUUACAAACUCACCCUCCACACUUGUGUGUUUCAGACCCGCUGAUCGGCCACAUGGAGAUGGUGACGGAGAUCGUAGUUCCCACCGUCUGCACGCUCUGCAUCCUCAUCAGUGCGGUCUUUCUCAUGUUCCUGCUGCGUGGACGAGUCUGAAAACACACACACUCACACACACACACACACACACGCACACACACACACACACACACACACACACACACACACACUAAUGAAUCUGAGAGUGAUUAUUUUAUUAUUUUAAAGCUGUAAAUCUUCCUCCCGUCUGAAGCUUCGUGUUUAUUUCACUGUCUUGCUGUUUUUCUGUUUUCAAUCAUCAGGUUGAUUCUGAUUUUAAAAAGUUAGUUUCAUUCAAGUUUGAAACAUUUCUAUGAUAUUUGAGAUGAUUUCUUGUGGACAGACCGGUCUUGUGUGGUUUUUGAAGCUCCAUAGAUGCUCUAAGGAAAUGCAGGUAGAUGAUUUUUUUGUCAAAGUUUGUAUAAAUAAAGUUAAAAAGAGCGGCAGAGUGAAACUGUUGUACUCUGUGGAUCAAAAACUUCAAAUAAAACAUUUUUAAAUCUGAAACUUUUCUACUGUUUUUAUUCAAAAUAAAAAAUAAAAAAUUAUUGGCGUAAACAAGCAUAAAAAAGUAUUGAGAGAUGGGCUAAAGUUGGAAAAGGUUCCUAACUCUGAUGACUUAAGGGUUCUUAGACACAAGUGUUCACGUGGAAAAACAUUUCACAAACUGAAUUUAAAAACACUGAAAUCUUUUAACUGUUAGUCCAGUUAUCUCAAAUUUAACAUUAAUAAAGUUUUCCAUAAAAAAAGGUUCUAAUAUAAAACUUUGUUCUUUUAACUUUUUAUUGUUUUAAUUAAAAUAAAUGUUCAUAUUUGACCGACAGAGAAACUAACUGUUAAAAUUUAAUCUCAUAAAUUUACCGAGAGAGUUUAUAAGACAGGACUCUCUUAGUUUACAGUUUAUAUUUGAGUGUUUCUGUUAUUUUCUAUAAAUUCAGUCAAAAAGGAUUAAUCUAAUUUAUAUUUAAAUUCAUUUGUAUUUAUUGAUUAACGUCACCUACGUUGUUGACUCACCAUAUAUUAUUUUUAAAUAUCAUUCUGACAAUAAAACAUGAUUUUUUUUGUUUGUUUUUUUUAAGUAUUUUAGAAAUAUGUUUCUUUUAUUUUUUUUACCUCAAAGAUCAAACAUCAUUGGACCAAAUUUCAUAUCUGUGAAUUCAUGAAUACUUGUCUACUGUUGUAUUAUAUAAUCAUUGUUUUGUAUAAAUGUUAUUUUUAAAAAAAUCAAAAAUCGGUUCAAUUUUAUUUAUGUCGGACUUUUAUUUUGAAAGGAAAGGCUGUAGCGGAAGUUAAUUUGUCAGUUUCCUGUCUGCUUAUUUCCUCUCGGUGGGUCAGUUCCUGACGGGUAAGAGACAGAAAAGUCGUUUUUUCUUGAACUUUAUGUCGUUUUCCACUCGUUUUUAUGAUCAAAUGUCCUGUUGGCUGAAAUGCAGAGUCACGUUUGGUCCUUAAUGAGUCGUUAGAAGUUAGCUAACUUUAAAGUAGCAUUAACUUAGCAGCGCGGUGUUAAAGAACUAUAAAGACUAAUUUAGUGAAUAAUUUCAGAUCGAGCAGCUUUAAAAGAAGGAGCCGGAGAUUCUCUAAACAACACUGACGAGGAUUAUAUCGUGGUGCUGCUUAAAUAAUGAGAUUUAAUGAGAAUUAUUAAAGAGUCUCUCAUCAGUGUUCGAGUUUCCCGCCUUCUUCUUCUUCCUGCUGCUGUGACGUAGUCAGUGACUAAAAUGUCUCCGCCCACAUUUUCCUCUGAGUUGUAACCAUGGAGACCGAGUUAAAGACACAGUGAGUGAUAUCUGCCCAUGAAGCUGAUUGAUUAUUGACUGAACAGACUAAUUUAUGAAGUUAUUUUAGUUUUAUUAACAAAACAGCAGAAGCUUUAAAAUAAAAAUAAUAAGUUUAUAUAAAAAAAACCAAAACUGAAGUGAAAAUGAUGGAAUAAGAGUUCAGACAGUAGAGAGUCGAUCUGCUGCUGAGAAAUUAAAGUUUUAAUCAGAGUUUAAUGUUUUUGUAACAAAUACAACAAAAUUAAAGUCUUUACAGUCAGAGCAUCAAAAAGGGACAAUAAAACAUGAGACAAUAAAACAUCAGACAAUAAACCAGAAUUAAAACUACAGAGACAGAAACACGUCAUCAGGCUGUCAUGGAGGAGGGGAUCAGCUGUUCGUCUUUUUGUCCGGACUUUGACUUUGAGGGUCCGGACUUUGACGGUCCUGUACGGUCUGCCUGAAGGGUCAGAGAGGGGGUGGUCCGGGUGGGAUGAGUCCUCCAUGAUGUUGGUGUCUCUCCUGAGGCAGUUAGAUCUGUGAAGGUCCUCCAGAGUGGACACAGAUCACCUGAUGACCUUCUCAUCCGUCCUGGUGACCCUCUGGAGGUCGUUUGUUCGUUUGUUUGUUUAAAGUCACUGCUUUUCUCUUGAACCUUCGACUUUAACUCGUGUUUAAGUUUCUGAUUUGACUUUAUGAACGAGUGUUUUCAGGACAGAAUGAGUCAAAAAUCUGGAUUAGAAUUCAAAUAUUCAAAUAAUCUUCUAAAAUGAAUCUUUCCUGUCAAACAGAAAAACUUUUAAACGUUUUUAGAUCGUCUGUUUAAACCAUGAGACCCUCAAAUAAAAACUGUUGUUGAGUUUUUCUGGAUUUCUGCACAAACAUGAAAAAAAAAAAAAAACUUAAAAAAAACGUGAAAAAACAAACUUAAAAACAAACUUAAAUCUGUUAAAUUGAUGAAAUCAAACAAACUUAAAUCUGUUUGUUAAACUGACUGAACUUCUUCUUUUAGAGAUUUUCCGGUUUUGAUCACAGGAAUCUAACGGAGCUGGAGGUCAGGAUGGUCGACCCGCAGGAGGACGGUCCGGACUACGACGGCUUCGAGGAUGAAGCUUUCCCUCCUCUGCCUCCCCCCCACUCCCCGGGUCAGGGGGGAGGAGACGACGGAGACCACUUAGGUAAGGGGUUCAAGUGUUUGGACCACUGAUGUUCAGAAGAACCUUGAGAUGGAGCUGAAUCUGUUUUUAGAACGACUGAAGGUUUUCUGACGUCACUUUCACACCGGUCCUGGUCCUGGUCCUGGUCCUGGUCCUGGUCCCGGUCCCGGUCCCGGUGUUGUUUCUGUUUGAUGCAGACGGAGAAAACGGCGAGGUGUCCCAGCUGGUCGAUGUUCCUGCUGCUAAAAGGAAAGGAGUGAAGAGACCGCAACCCAAGCUGGACUCUCAGAGGUCCGGUAUUCAGGAGAUCAAAAUAUCAUGUACAGACAUCAGAACCAGAACCUUCAGAACCAGAGCCCUUAGAACCAGAACAGUCAGAAUCAGAACAACCAGAACCAGAACCUUCAGAACCAGAACACUCAGAACCAGAACCUUCAGAACCAGAACACUCAGAACCAGAACAGUCAGAACCAGAACAUUCAGAACCAGAACCCUUAGAACCAGAACCUUCAGAACCAGAACAGUCAGAACCAGAACAUUCAGAACCAGAACACUCAGAACCAGAACCCUUAGAACCAGAACCGUCAGAACCAGAACACUCAGAACCAGAACACUCAGAACCAGAACCCUUAGAACCAGAACCUUCAGAACCAGAACAAUCAGAACCGUCAGAACCAGAACCUUCAGAACCAGAACACUCAGAACCAGAACCUUCAGAACCAGAACACUCAGAACCAGAACCUUCAGAACCAGAACACUCAGAACCAGAACAACCAGAACAUUCAGAAUCAGAAUAUUCAGAAUCAGAACCUUCAGAACCAGAACACUCAGAACCAGAACCUUCAGAACCAGAACCCUUAGAACCAGAACAGUCAGAAUCAGAACACUCAGAACCAGAACCCUUAGAACCAGAACAGUCAGAACCAGAACCUUCAGAACCAGAACAUUCAGAACCAGAACACUCAGAACCAGAACCCUUAGAACCAGAACCUUCAGAACCAGAACCCUUAGAACCAGAACAGUCAGAAUCAGAACACUCAGAACCAGAACCCUUAGAACCAGAACAGUCUGAACCAGAACCUUCAGAACCAGAACAGUCGGUCAGCGUAGUGGAUCAUCUCGCUCUCCUGUAGAAGCUGCUCUUGGUUCUCCUGGUUCUGCCUCUCACUCAUGGAAACAUAGAGCUGGUCCAGGUUCUGACCUCAGACCCGUUUCUGUUCCAGGCUGACCUCGGACAGAGGACUUCCUGCUCUGCGGACUCUGUUUGAUGACGUUCAUUUUAAAGGAAAAGGCUGCGAGGUAAGAACUCCUGGACCUGGACCUCCUGAGGAGGUCUCUGAGAAUCCAAAGAUCCGGUCCUCCACCAGGACCGGACUUUGUGUUUUACAGUCCUCCUGGACCUUGUCUGUUCGUGGUCUCUCCAGGCCGAGGACCUUCGGCUGCUGAUCCAGAGGAUGGAGAACUGGGCCCACAGGUUGUUCCCAAAGAUGCAGUUUGAGGACUUUCUGGACCGAGUGGAGAAGCUCGGGAACAAGAAGGAGGUGCAGGUGGGCUGAAACCGGACCCUGAAGUCCUCUGUGAUUCUGGUUCCGUCUGUAUUUAUGUCCUCUCUGUCUUUGUAGACCUGUCUGAAACGGAUCCGGCUGGACAUGCCGCUGACCCACGAGGACUUCACAGGUAAAGACGAUUCCAGAAGAAGUUCGUGAAGAGACGAGAACCAGAACCGGAGACCCUCUUCAGUCUGGAACCUUCUCAGCUUCUCUUCUGAAGAUCUUUGUCUUUCAGGUGAAGAGGAACCGCCCCCUGAACCUCACGUCUUUGGAGAUCUGGAUCCUUUUAACGCCACGGCGUUCCCCGCUGACCUGAUCCACUCCACUCCAGCUCCUCCUGCUCAGCCUCCUCCUUCCACCUCCCCCGUCUCCUCCCUGACAGAGGAGCAGCACAGACGCAUGGAGCUGAACCGACAGAGAGCCCUGGAGAGAAAGCUGGCUCGCCAGCAGCAGAGAACAGGUGGGAGGAGCUACGACGACCAGCUGACGACAGUUUGAUGUUUUUAUGACAAACGUUAUUUCUUCAUGAAGAAUCUCCUCAAACACGGAUGUCCUGUCAGAUCACGACGUCCUCCCAGCAGAACCGCUCUGAUUGGCUGAGAAAUUCUCGCCAACGUCACAGACGCUCAAAUUCAUCAAAACGGGUUUAAGGUCGAAAAAAAUCCAAGAAUUCAGAAGGUCGAAAUUCACCAAACUCACCGCACACUUCAGAAAUACAGUGUUUGAUUCAAAUGAUCAAUAAUCAAUGAUCACUAAUCAAUGAUCACUAAUCAAUAAUCACUAAUUAAUGAUCGCUAAUCAAUGAUCACUAAUCAAUGAUCACUAACCAAUGAUCGCUAAUCAUUGAUCGCUAAUCAAUGAUCACUAACCAGUGAUCACUAAUCAUUGAUCACUAACCAACGAUCACUUACCAAUAAUCACUUAUCAUUGAUCACUAAUCAAUGAUCACUAACCAAUAAUCACUAAUCAUUGAUCACUAAUCAUUGAUCACUGAUCGAUCUGAAAAGGUUCCGGCGUCUCUUCGUCUCACUCUGGUCUUUUUUUUUUUUUGUCUUUUUAUUCAAAAAAUAUUUUUUGUCUCAAAAAUAAAAAUAAAAAAAAUUGAUUCAAAGUUUCUUAAUCGAACUCUGAUCAAUAAAAACGACGUUUAGAUUCUUUAUUUCAAACCGUUUCCCUGAGACCGUCUCACCCGGCGCCUCUGCACAGAACCUGAGUCUGAAGGUUCUGACUGCUGGACCCCGGACCCGGACUCAGUUUAAAGUUCAGAUGAAGACUCAGCCGACCUCGUCUCUCUGUUUCCCUCUGAACGCUGACGUUUGUUUUCUUUCUCCUCCCAUCAGAUCCUUCAGACUCUCAGACCCUCGACUCCUCCUCCACCUCCUCCUCCAUGCCAGUGGAUGAUCUCACAUCUGUGUCCUCUGCAAACAACCUCGACUCCUCUAAAGCUCAGGAUGAGCAGGAGGAUUUGGAUUUGGAGCAGCGAGAACAGCUGGACGAGCUUCAAGAAAAAAGAGACGCUGAACCGUCUGCAGAAGCAGCUCAGAGCGAGAGAGACGAGGAGGAGGAGGAGGAGAGACGAGCGUCAGAGGAGAGGAGCGGUCAGGAGAGGAGUGAGGAUGGAGACGAAUCAAACUGA
Xyrichtys novacula (pearly razorfish) is the source of this 14994-nucleotide messenger RNA. The record is from the annotation of a GenBank genome assembly. Lineage: Eukaryota; Metazoa; Chordata; Actinopteri; Labriformes; Labridae.